Molecule: messenger RNA, 940 nt
Organism: Penicillium samsonianum
Lineage: Eukaryota; Fungi; Ascomycota; Eurotiomycetes; Eurotiales; Aspergillaceae
Exons: 3
Coding region: 1-669 (222 amino acids)
Source: RefSeq, a predicted model, not a curated record
AUGGGUUCCAACAAACACCCGCUCUCUCGAGCUCGCAAGAUCCAGGCCUUUCUCUCGGUGAUUUCGUGGCCAUGCGCUCUUGCUGCCGUCCCCAUCACUGGUGGUAGUACUCAAACAUGGGUUCAACUUCUAGCGAUCUCGAUUUCCACUCUCGCACCUGCAUUCAUGCUCUUCAAAUAUCGCAGAUCCAAAAACCCAUGUUAUUCGUCCUUCGAAAUCGCUCUUGAUUUAUUGAUGGCCUUGCUCAUGGCCGGAGUAUACAUUUCCGGAACCGUCAUUCUUGCUUCCGUGGAGAUCAGCGCAUGGUUUAAUCCCCAUAACUACAAACUUUCCCGUGGUAUUCCGCAGAUCUACUCCAACCUCUCAUGUGUCCUCCUCACUCUGCUAUAUUUCCGCUCCUUUGCUAAAGGGUUUUUCCAUAAAUUCAUCGAGCCGGGUAUGCUCAAGGCCCGUCGUGUUAAUUACGCCAUCUGCCCAGCCUGUGACCGAUCUAUAGAUGCUACUAUGGCACAGAGUCAGGAUUCGACUGUGACGGCGGGGCAGGGAAGACCCUCUGUCUCGAAUGUUACUCCUCUGGAUUUGUAUACUGAUGACCCCGAGCUUUUGUUACCUAAGAGCUCUUUGAGCGUGUUGGGCAUGCAGACUACUGGUGUCAUAACCACUAACUGAAGCUUUGUGAUGCUAAGAACGGAGGUCGGAUAGGGAUGCAAGGUUCGGCUUGUACGACUUUCCAAAUAGGGGGCAGUGCAAAAGUGAUUUCUUGGCCUUGGAAAUUGAUCGAAUCGAGGAGGUUGAUCGUGUGGACUUUUUGAAAUGGCGGAGUUGAAAUCGGACAGCGUGAUACUUGUUGGUCUUUAUCAACACGCGGUAUACUUGGUUCCUUGUCAGGCGGCUGAGCUCAAGAUAAGAAUCUAGGGCUAUGAAAUUGAAUGAAGUACAG